Messenger RNA from Epithele typhae, 2622 nucleotides. RefSeq names its product FAS1 domain-containing protein. The transcript is spliced from 6 exons. Bases 1 to 2622 code for a protein of 873 amino acids. The record is from RefSeq and is a predicted model, not a curated record. NCBI's taxonomy places the organism in Eukaryota, Fungi, Basidiomycota, Agaricomycetes, Polyporales, Epitheliaceae.
AUGCUCCUCCUGCACGCCGUGCUUGCGGUCGUGUCCGGAGGCAUCCUCGUCUCCGCUGCCCCCGACCCGGGCCGCGCGAGGCACUCCGAGGGCGCCCCCGACACCCGCCCCGCGUCCUACCGCCGACCCGCUGCGCACGCCGGCUCCGAGUGGGCCCCCGACAGCUUCGGCUUCGACCGCCCCCAGUUCGUGAUGGACGACACCCGCAUCGCGCACGCCGACGCCGAGUACGAGGACUUUGGCCGCCAGGAGCCCAUCGGCCACUUCCCCGGCGCACCACCGCAGUCCCCGAGCCGCGGCCCGCCGCACGGCGACUUCCCGGGCUUCCCGACCGACCUGCCGAGGCCCCCGACCGACAUGCCGAAGCCGCCCCAGCACCCUCACCGCCCGCCCCCGCCCAAGGACGACGAGGAACACCCGCACCACCCUCCGCACCGUCACCCGCACGAGGACAAGUCGAACCUGACCAUCUUCCAGAUCCUUGAGUCCAGCCCUCAGUUCUCCCGCGUUUUCAAGCUCGUCAACUUCACAGAGGAUGUCACCAAGCUGCUCAACGACUCCUCGGCCAACAUCACGUUCUUCGCCGCCCCUAACUGGGCGCUCCCCAAGCCCCGUCACCCGCCCCCGCAGAAGGGUGAGGACCUCGACUGGGAGCGGGUCCUGAAGCCAGAGGACGAUGUGGCCGACAUGCUCGCUGCCGCCGAGGGCCUCCUCGCCGCGUCGGAGAAGCCGGACAAGGACAAGAUCAAGAAGUUCCUCGGCUACAUCCUCCUCUACCACACCCUGCCUGACUUCUACACCGCGGCGGAGCUCGGCAAGAACAACACGGUCGCGACAUCGCUCUCCCUUCCCGACGGCUCUCUCGACGGCAAGCCCCUCCGCCUGCGCAUCGGCCGCCAGAGCAUUCUCUCGCCUCUUCUCACUGUCAACCUCUUCACCAAGAUUGUCCGCCCUGACGUCGCUGCUGUUAACGGCAUGCUCCACGUCGUCAACGGCCCUAUUCUGCCCCCACCUUCGAUCUUCCAGCUUUCGUUCUUGUUCACAGAUCCAUUCUCCGUCUUUACAUCCGCUCUCCAGCGUGUCGGUCUGACCGAUGCCGUGGACUGGCGCAACGUUAAAGAUGGCUCUGUUGAGGGCUCACCCGCCGUCACUGUGUUCGCCCCAACGAAUAAGGCGUUCGACAAGUUGCCGAAGAAACUCAAGCUUUUCCUUUUCUCUCCUUUCGGCGAGAAGGUCCUUAAGAAGCUCCUUCAGUUCCACAUUGUUCCCGAAUAUGUUCUUCACAGUGAUUACCUGCACGACGCGUCGGAGUCUGUUAUCAAGCGCAGGGGUUUUUACGAAGGCGAGGGGAGUCAGUUCUUCGACCAAAUUGACUACAACCACGACUUCGCUGGCUUCUUCGACGUGCCGGCGGAACGCUCUGCAGCAGUUGACCCCCGCCUCGAGCAUGACUUCAGAGAGUGGUUCGAACAGGACUCACAGACACCUUAUUACAGUGCUGAACACGCUCCCGACCAAUUCACGGAGGAAUUCUCCCAGUACGGUGGGCCGCAGCGCAUGCCGCCGCCACCUCCCCUUCACGGCAUGCCGCCGCCUCCGCCUCCUCCCGGUUACCACAUGCUUCCGCCUCCUCCUGGUUUGUACGGAAUGCCACAUCCUGGGCCGUACGGGAUGCCGCCUCCUCCACCCUCUCCUGGUCAUCACAUGCCUCCCCCUCCUCCUGGUCCGUACUAUAUGGGUCCGUACUAUAUGCCGCCUCCUCCCCCUGGUCCUCAUGGUAUGCCUCCGCCCCCGCCUCCUUCCGGUCACCACACGCCUCCUCCCCCGCCUCCUCCCGGGCACCACAUGCCUCCUCCCCCGCUGGGACCCCACGGCAUGCCUCCCCCUCCUCCUGGUCAUCGCAUGCAUCCCCCUCCUUUCCCUCAUGGAAUGCCCCCGCCCCCUCCCCCGCCUCAUCCUGGCCACCACAUGCCACCCCCUCCUGGUCCCCACGGUAUGCCGCCGCCGCCGCCUGGCCCCCACCAUAUUCCCAAGGGUCCUGCGGACGAGCACAAGCACCACCACCACCUCCCCCCUCCCCCUCCUCCCGGCCCCCACCACGAUGGACCGCACCAUCCUCCCCCUCCUCCCGGCCGCAGGCCCGACCAUCCCGGUAAGGGCCCGAAGCCCGACCACCCGUACCACCCGCCACCUUUCCCGCACCACCCGCCGGAGGUCUCGUACGCGCAGAACGUGACGGUGCCGACGCUGCUCGCGAACCACAGCCUCGACGUCGAGAUCGUGCAGUUCGCGCGCCGGAGCCCGCUGCCGUGGAAGAAGGCGCCGGUGUACGGGACCGUGAUGUUUGCCAACGGCCAGCCCGUGCCGGUGCUCGACGUGCCCACCCGCAACGGCGCGCUCCACGUCGUCGUCGAGCUCCUCAAUCCGCUCCGGCGCGGCGGCCGUCACGGGCCACCCAAGGGUCCUCACGGUCCCAAGGGCCCGCAUGGCCCGCACAGGCCUCACGACGAGCCUGAGUGGGAGCACGAGGGGCCGGUGCCGGAGACCGCGUUCGAGGAGCACGAAGACGGCGAAUGGGCGGGCUGGGAGGAGUGGCUCCCUGCCUGGGCCGAGGAGAACUGA